AUGCCAUCGGCGACAGGCCAGAACUGGGAGAAGUACCAGAAGAAGUUCGCCGACGACGAGCAGGAAGAGAAGAAGAUCACACCGUUGUCUGAUGAGGACAUCCAAGUGCUCAAGACAUACAACUCUGCCCCAUACGCCACAGCACUGAAAGAUCUGGAGAAAGCCAUCAAGGAGAAGCAGACGUCAGUCAACGAGAAGAUCGGCGUCAAGGAAUCAGACACCGGACUCGCACCUCCGCAUCUAUGGGACAUCGCCGCUGACCGACAACGCAUGAGCGAAGAGCAACCAUUACAAGUCGCGAGAUGCACCAAGAUCAUUCCCGAUGAGAAGGACAGUGAGAAGAGCAAAUAUGUCAUCAACGUCAAGCAGAUCGCCAAGUUCGUCGUGAACCUUGGAGACCGAGUGUCGCCCACAGAUAUCGAAGAGGGCAUGCGCGUGGGAGUAGACCGGAACAAGUACCAGAUCAUGUUGCCUCUUCCGCCCAAGAUCGACCCGAGUGUCACCAUGAUGACCGUCGAGGACAAGCCCGAUGUCACCUAUGGAGAUGUGGGUGGCUGCAAAGAGCAGAUUGAGAAGCUACGAGAAGUCGUUGAGAUGCCGCUCUUAUCGCCAGAGCGCUUCGUUAACCUGGGCAUCGAUCCACCAAAGGGUGCUCUGCUUUACGGUCCUCCAGGAACCGGUAAGACGCUUUGCGCCAGAGCGGUGGCUAACAGAACUGAUGCCACAUUCAUCCGUGUCAUUGGGUCCGAGCUUGUGCAGAAGUACGUCGGAGAGGGUGCACGAAUGGUCCGCGAGCUCUUUGAGAUGGCGCGCACGAAGAAAGCAUGCAUCAUUUUCUUCGACGAAAUCGAUGCUGUCGGAGGUGCUCGUUUCGAUGACGGCGCAGGCGGAGAUAACGAAGUUCAGCGAACUAUGCUGGAACUUAUCACACAACUCGACGGUUUCGACAGCCGGGGAAAUAUUAAGGUCAUGUUCGCCACUAACAGACCUAGCACACUGGACCCAGCUCUCAUGAGACCCGGUCGAAUAGAUCGAAAGAUCGAGUUUUCACUGCCCGACAUGGAGGGUCGUGCCAACAUCCUGCGAAUCCACGCCAAGUCCAUGUCAGUAGAGCGCGACAUCAGAUGGGAGCUCAUUUCGCGUCUGUGCCCGAACUCAACCGGUGCUGAGCUGCGGUCUGUAGCUACAGAAGCUGGCAUGUUCGCCAUUCGCGCGCGAAGAAAGGUGGCUAGCGAGAAGGACUUCUUGAGCGCUGUCGAGAAGGUCAUUCGAGGAGGACUCAAAUUCAACUCGACCGCAGCGUAUGCCCAGUACAAUUAG
Messenger RNA from Pseudocercospora fijiensis CIRAD86, 1320 nucleotides. RefSeq lists its product as uncharacterized. Gene Ontology annotation, biological process: proteasome-mediated ubiquitin-dependent protein catabolic process. NCBI's taxonomy places the organism in Eukaryota, Fungi, Ascomycota, Dothideomycetes, Mycosphaerellales, Mycosphaerellaceae. The record is from RefSeq and is a predicted model, not a curated record. Gene Ontology annotation, cellular component: proteasome regulatory particle, base subcomplex. Gene Ontology annotation, molecular function: ATP binding; ATP hydrolysis activity; proteasome-activating activity. The coding region runs from base 1 to 1320 and encodes 439 amino acids. The transcript has 2 exons.